Messenger RNA from Phaedon cochleariae (mustard beetle), 1512 nucleotides. The record is from the annotation of a GenBank genome assembly. NCBI's taxonomy places the organism in Eukaryota, Metazoa, Arthropoda, Insecta, Coleoptera, Chrysomelidae.
AUGGAUUCUGAAGAAGAAACAUAUGAUGAUGUUGACUCAGGCAAUGAAUCCAGUGGAGACGACGUUGAUUUUGCAAUGGAAGUUGAAGGUUCGGGCCAUAGAGAAAUGCAGACAGAUUCAGAUGACUAUCCUUUUGAAGUCCUAAGUACUGAAGAAAUUGUCCAACACAUGGUGGAUUCUAUAAAAGACGUCAACUCUGUCGUAGAGAUACCUGCCACAACAACAAGGAUACUAUUGAAUCAUUUUCGGUGGGAUAGAGAAAAACUUAUGGAGCGAUUUUAUGAUGGUGAUCAGGAGCAGUUAUUUUCAGAAGCCAGAGUUAUAAAUCCAUUCAAGGAUUUGAAUAUUAGUUUUAAGGCCAAGCCUCAAAAAAAAGCAUCAAAUGGUACAGAAGAAUGUGAGAUUUGUUUCAUGGUUCUUCCAUCAUCACAUAUGACUGGAUUGGAAUGUGGUCACCGAUUUUGUACUCACUGUUGGUGUGAAUACCUUACUACUAAAAUUAUGGAAGAGGGAGUUGGCCAAACAAUUGCUUGUGCAGCUCAUGGUUGUGACAUUUUAGUGGAUGAUGCUAGUGUUAUGAGACUAGUAAAAGAUUCAAAAGUUAGACUUAAAUAUCAACAUUUAAUAACAAACAGUUUUGUUGAGUGUAAUCGUCUAUUGAGAUGGUGUCCAUCGCCAGACUGUAGUAAUGCAAUCAAAGUUCAAUAUGUGGAACCACACAAAGUAACCUGCAAAUGUACACACUCCUUUUGCUUUGCUUGCGGCGAAAAUUGGCACGACCCAGUCAAAUGUCACCUACUGAAAAAGUGGAUAAAAAAAUGUGACGAUGAUUCAGAAACGAGUAAUUGGAUAGCUGCUAACACCAAAGAGUGUCCUAGGUGUAAUGUAACAAUUGAAAAAGACGGCGGUUGCAAUCAUAUGGUGUGUAAAAACCAGAAUUGCAAGACGGACUUUUGCUGGGUGUGCUUGGGCCCCUGGGAGCCUCAUGGAAGCUCGUGGUACAACUGUAAUAGAUAUGAUGAGGAUGAGGCUAAGGCAGCUCGUGAUGCUCAAGAAAAAUCUCGCUCAGCUCUACAACGUUACUUAUUCUACUGUAACAGAUAUAUGAAUCACAUGGCGUCACUUAAAUUUGAACACAAACUUUACGCUUCCGUGAAGGAAAAAAUGGAGGAAAUGCAGCAGCAUAACAUGAGUUGGAUAGAGGUGCAAUUUCUGAAAAGGGCCGUGGAUAUACUUUGUCAGUGUAGGCAGACAUUGAUGUACACAUAUGUUUUUGCCUACUACUUACAAAAGAAUAAUCAGUCUGUGAUCUUUGAAGAUAACCAAAAAGACCUUGAGAGUGCUACUGAAACUCUGUCUGAGUAUUUGGAGAGGGAUAUUACGUCUGAAAACCUUGCUGACAUAAAGCAAAAAGUUCAAGACAAAUACAGGUACUGCGAUAGUCGCAGAAAAGUGCUACUAGAACAUGUCCAUGAGGGGUAUGAGAAAGAAUGGUGGGAUUACAAUGAAUAA